Debaryomyces fabryi is the source of this 405-nucleotide messenger RNA. RefSeq lists its product as uncharacterized. Gene Ontology annotation, molecular function: glucosidase activity. Gene Ontology annotation, biological process: fungal-type cell wall organization; (1->6)-beta-D-glucan biosynthetic process. Gene Ontology annotation, cellular component: endoplasmic reticulum membrane; plasma membrane. The transcript has a single exon. The record is from RefSeq and is a predicted model, not a curated record. The annotation marks the transcript as partial. NCBI's taxonomy places the organism in Eukaryota, Fungi, Ascomycota, Pichiomycetes, Serinales, Debaryomycetaceae.
GUAUAUGGGUACGAAUAUUUGAAUGAUGAUGAUGAUGGAUAUUUGACCUGGUAUGUUGGUAUGGACCCGACUCUUACUGUCCAUGCCAAAUCGCUAGGCCCAAACGGAAACAUCGGACGUAGAUUGUUGUCGAAAGAACCAAUGUCCUUGGUUAUGAAUUUUGGUAUUUCCAACAAUUGGGCCUACAUCGACUGGAACGCAUUACAUUUUCCUCUUACCAUGCGUAUUGAUCAUGUCAGAAUCUAUCAACCAGAAGAUGCCAUCAACCUAACCUGUGAUCCGGAUGAUUACCCAACCUAUGACUACAUCGAGGCACAUCCAAAAGCCUACCAAGACAACAAUCUCACAUCGUGGUCAGAGACUGGUUAUGACUGGCCUAAGAAUUCACUUGUUCACAAUUGCUGA